CUUCAACAACUAGGAAGAUGGCUUCACGCGACGGGCCAGCCAUUAUUCCUCAUUUCACCCCCGCCCUACCAUCCAUCGACAUGGACCCGUGGUGCGCAAUGGAGUCGCCCAAGGUGGCGCCCGCGAACAAAGGCCCCGCUGCAACGACUCUCGCACCGCGUGUCCGACGCACCUUGCCCCUCCUUGGCAGCGUCGCAUGCUUUCGAACGCUGCCACAACUGGCCGUCUACACCGAGAAGCACCAAGCGCUGGCGUUUCUCGAUACGUGUCUUCGCGGUGUCGGUCAAUGCAACUUUCAAAACUCACCGCUCUCGGGGCUUCUCUUCCUCGUCGCGCUCGGCCUGUCGACCCAAGGGCUGCGCAUGGUUGCCUUUGCACUGCUCGGCGUUGUGUCAGCGACAGCCUUCUCGUGCCUCAUGGGCCUGGACCGAAAUUUGCGCGCCGCCGGUCUCCACGGGUACAACGCGACGCUGGUCGGGUGUGCGGUGCACACGUUCUUCACGGGUGAUGCGUACGGCGUAGCGAGCCUCGUCAUUGUACUCCUAUCAAUUCUCAGCGUGCUCUUGGCGACGGCGACGGCUUCGGCACUGCCGCCCGGCCUUCCAACCCUCACGUUUCCCUUUCAAGUGUCGAUCUGGAUCUACGCGCUCUCGACGCAGCUCUACCCGAGUCUUCAAACCAUGGCGUUUCCAGCACCCCGCCUCGUGCUCAACUCGACGCUCUCGACUGCGUCCUACGACUCGGCUGCGAUCGCCCAAGCCGUUUUCUCUGGGAUUGCCGAGACCUUCCUCGUCGGCGACUGGUUCCCGGGUGUCGUCAUGCUGCUAGGUAUUUUCCUUUGCUCGCCCAUGAGCGCAGUCGCUGCGCUCCUCGCGUCAACGGCCGUGACGCUACUCGCCGUCGCCAUGCAGGCACCGAGCGCGGGGCUUCUCCUCGGCUUGCACGGCUACAACCCCGUACUGAAUGCGAUCGCGCUCUCUGGCUUCUUCCUUGCGCCGCGCCAUUGGCGAACGCUCGUGCUGGUGACGGCCUGCGUCGGCGCAACGUUCCUCUUCAACUGCGCGACGAGCUCGGUGUUUACGAUUUUGGCGCUCCCGGUGCUCACGUGGCCCUUCACCAUCAUGACGUGGGUCGGCCUCUUGGCGUCGCAGUCGAUGCCUGACCUCUCGCGCAUGCCACUCGCCGACCUCACGACGCCCGAAGACCACUACGAGGCGCUGCAUCGCUUACCCAAUGAGAGCGCCGCUUAAUUGAAAUGCGUACUUGCGUGUCGUUUAACUUGAACGUGUAAAUGAAUAGUAGAAGUAUGUUUAGCCUC
Messenger RNA from Saprolegnia diclina VS20, 1318 nucleotides. RefSeq lists its product as hypothetical. The coding region runs from base 18 to 1250 and encodes 410 amino acids. Gene Ontology annotation, biological process: urea transmembrane transport. NCBI's taxonomy places the organism in Eukaryota, Oomycota, Saprolegniomycetes, Saprolegniales, Saprolegniaceae. Gene Ontology annotation, molecular function: urea transmembrane transporter activity. Gene Ontology annotation, cellular component: membrane. The transcript has a single exon. The record is from RefSeq and is a predicted model, not a curated record.